Molecule: messenger RNA, 2217 nt
Organism: Nothoprocta perdicaria
Lineage: Eukaryota; Metazoa; Chordata; Aves; Tinamiformes; Tinamidae
Gene: MAEA
Product: macrophage erythroblast attacher
Exons: 9
Coding region: 21-1211 (396 amino acids)
Biological process (GO): proteasome-mediated ubiquitin-dependent protein catabolic process
Cellular component (GO): GID complex; nucleus; cytoplasm
Molecular function (GO): protein binding; ubiquitin protein ligase activity
Source: RefSeq, a predicted model, not a curated record
AGGCCGGUGCCCGCUCCAAGAUGGCGGUGCAGGAGUCAGCUGCCCAGCUCUCAAUGACUUUGAAGGUGCAGGAGUACCCCACGCUCAAGGUGCCGUAUGAAACCCUGAACAAACGGUUUCGAGCUGCCCAGAAGAACAUUGACCGAGAGACGAGCCACGUGACGAUGGUGGUCGCAGAGCUGGAGAAGACGCUGAGCAGCUGCCCCGCUGUGGAUUCUGUCGUUAGUCUCCUCGAUGGAGUAGUCGAAAAACUCAGCGUCCUGAAGAGGAAGGCAGUUGAAUCAAUCCAGGCUGAAGAUGAGAGUGCGAAACUCUGCAAACGCAGAAUUGAACAUUUGAAAGAGCACAGUAGUGACCAGCCAGCUGCUGCAAACAUGUGGAAGAAGAAGCGCAUGGAUCGCAUGAUGGUGGAACAUCUCCUCCGCUGUGGCUACUACAACACGGCUGUAAAACUAGCUAGACAAAGUGGUAUUGAGGACCUGGUAAACAUUGAAAUGUUUUUGACCGCUAAAGAAGUGGAAGAAUCAUUGGAAAGGCAAGAGACGAUGACUUGCUUGGCUUGGUGUCAUGAUAACAAAUCCCGGCUCAGGAAAAUGAAGAGCUGUCUGGAGUUCAGCCUAAGGAUUCAGGAGUUCAUUGAACUCAUUCGGCAGAACAAGAGACUGGAUGCUGUGAGACAUGCGAGAAAGCAUUUCAGCCAGGCUGAGGGAAGCCAGCUGGAUGAAGUUCGGCAGGUGAUGGGCAUGUUGGCUUUUCCUUCGGACACUCAUAUCUCCCCCUAUAAGGAUCUCUUGGACCCCGCUCGAUGGAGAAUGCUGAUCCAACAGUUCAGAUAUGAUAACUACAGGCUGCAUCAGCUGGGAAACAAUUCUGUUUUUACUAUAACCCUCCAGGCAGGCCUUUCAGCUAUAAAAACACCACAGUGUUAUAAAGAGGAUGGGAGCUCCAAAAACCCAGACUGCCCCGUGUGUAGCAAAUCCCUGAACAAGCUGGCGCAGCCUCUGCCCAUGGCACAUUGUGCCAACUCCCGACUAGUCUGCAAGAUUUCAGGGGAUGUAAUGAACGAAAAUAACCCUCCCAUGAUGCUACCAAAUGGAUAUGUCUACGGAUACAAUUCCCUGCUUUCUAUUCGUCAAGAUGACAAAGUAAUUUGCCCGAGAACCAAAGAAGUCUUCAACUUCUCACAGGCUGAGAAAGUCUACAUCAUGUAGGUCCAUAAAACGUGCUGAAGUGCCGCUGGGAUUUGACACAGUGAAUAUUGGCAUACCCUGCCGAGGGGGGGGCCUUAAUGUGUGGCAAAGAAGCAAAAAUCCGCCGCCUUGGGGAUCAGACCAGUCGGUGGCAUUAUUGUUUCUUGCGACCAAAGAUCAAUGAGCAACAAUAAACACUCGUUAUGAGAGGAAUUAUGACUUAAGUUUGUACUUGAAUAGAAACAAAAGCAAAUGUUGAUUGUUAAGGUUUUGUAACAUAAGGUCAAAAAUUGGACUCUUCUCAAAAGUACUUUCAUCUUCUAAAGGAUUAACUUUCUUUGGAGAUGGACACUUGCACUGGGGGAAAAGUUACAGCUGAUCUGAAAUUAAGUCCAUUUUCCUUCCCUGUUUUUCACAAUUGUCCAAGACCCUUUUGUUAACAAAGAUUUCAGUACAAGUAUGUUCUCCUUUGAGCAACUCCUUGCCUUCUUUAUGAUCCUCUCGUGAAGUAAUCCUGACCACGAAUCAUGUAACUUAUUUCCAUGGGAAGAUGUUGAGGUCACUGACACAAGACUGGCUUCUCUGGAGGAUCAACUAGGGACUGGUUUGAAGGAGUAUGAAGUCUUUUUCCAAACCCAAAUAAUUUAAGGAGGUUGCAUAAGUAUCAAGAGAAACUGAGAACAUUUCAGGCAAAGUACACUGCUUGUUUAAAUGUUCUUUUUCCAGUCUACCAUAGUGUUAAAGUCCUUCUAAAGUUAUUAGUUAUGUGCAUAGGGUUCAAUAUGAAAUCAUUAGUGCUACUGCCUUAUUUCUUGCUUUGAGAAUGUACUCACAUGAAAAUGAGCUGGUAUUCUUAAGUGUUGGGCGAAGUUUCUGAAGAUGCCUUGCAGGAUGAUUACAUAAUUUUAGGGUCUAAAUAGUAUUCAUUACUGAAACUAAUAGUUCAAUUUUAAUGACUACAGAACACAUCCUUAUGACUUUUCAAGAGAAUUAAACCAUUGUAGUUUAAACAAAACCAUAUUGUAGA